UAUUCACAUUAAUUUUCCGGGAAAAUUCGUCCUUUCUCUCUCUCCUUGGUUGCUAACAAGCAACUAUUUGAAACCUCAUUUAUUUAUUCAAAAUUCUUCUCGCCCUGAAAACCCAACAGAUACGUCAAAGACUUCUGUCAACCAUCAACCAAACUUAUCAUAUAGGUUCUUCCCAAGCACUCUACACGUUAUCGUAGAUUUUACACACAGAAAGAGGAGUUGAGAAACAGAGCGAAGGAAAGUGACGAUGCUGGAGAUGUGUACGAGGCCGCUGGAGAGGUGUUUUGGAGGAGGAGGGAGUGGGGAUGGAUUGCUAUGGCACAUGGAUUUGAGGCCACACGCUUCCGGGGAUUACUCAAUUGCGGUGGUUCAAGCAAAUUCUUCUCUCGAGGACCAGGGGCAGGUCUUGACUACACCUUCCGCCACCUACGUCGGCGUCUAUGAUGGCCAUGGCGGUCCAGAGGCUUCUCGUUUCAUUACGCAACAUCUGUUCCCUUUUCUCCACGAGUAUGCAUCAGAGCAUGGUGGAAUAUCAGCAGACGUGAUAAGAAAAGCAUUUGAUAAAACAGAAGAGGAGUUCUUGCAUUUGGUGAAGCGAUCAUGGACGGCGCGGCCACAGAUUGCUUCAGUUGGUUCAUGCUGUCUGGUUGGGGCCAUUGUCAACGAUGUUCUUUACGUGGCCAAUCUGGGUGACUCCAGGGCAGUGCUUGGCCGGCGAGAAUCUCGAAAUAAGAUGAACUCUCCGGUGAUUGCUGAGCGUUUAUCUACUGAUCAUAAUGUCUGUGUUGAGGAGGUGAGGAAGGAGGUUGAAGCUCUUCAUCCCGAUGAUUCACACAUUGUUGUCUAUACACGCGGAGUUUGGCGAAUAAAGGGGAUAAUUCAGGUUUCGAGGUCUAUUGGAGAUGUCUAUCUAAAGAAGCCCGAGUUCAAUAGAGAUCCUCUUUUUCAGCAGUUUGCAUCACCCAUUCCUUUAAAGAGGCCGGUGAUGACAGCAGAGCCCUCCAUACUAAUCCGAAAGCUGAAGCCUCAAGACUUGUUCUUGAUUUUUGCAUCUGAUGGACUUUGGGAGCAAUUAAGUGAUGGAGAAGCUACUGGAAUCGUAUUAAAAAGCCCAAGAGCGGGAAUAGCAAAGAGAUUAGUAAGAGCCGCGCUAGACAAGGCUGCGAAAAAGAGAGAGAUGAAAUAUGAAGACAUAAAGAGAAUGGAGAAAGGGGUACGGCGCCAUUUCCACGACGACAUUACCGUGAUUGUAAUUUACUUAGAUCAUCCGUCGCAUUCUGAUUCAAAUUCUGGAUCCAACCUUAUUGGUUGCACUAGUGCCCCUGUUGAUAUCUUCUCUCUUAACGCAACGCAAGCAAAUGAACCACUUCCCGGAAGUUUCUGAACUGAACUCUUUAACCCUUUCUACUGUCUAUGUUCUUGUUAAUUAUAUAUACAUAUAUAUAUAUAUGAUAGAUUAAUUAACUAAAAUUAAGGUUGUUAAUAAAUGAAGAUAAUUUUGAAGAGGAUUAUGUUGUAUAUAAUUAUGCGAAUAGAGGAAUCGGAGCUACUUCACCAUUCUUGAAUCUCUGAACUAAACUGAUCUAAUGGUUACUUGCUUGUUGGCUGCUCCAGUUGUUAACUUUGUAUGCUUUACUGGAAUGACAAUGGUUCCAUUGGAUUGGAUUAAAUUUUUAUA
Carica papaya (papaya) is the source of this 1678-nucleotide messenger RNA. Its product is annotated as putative protein phosphatase 2C 63. The record is from RefSeq and is a predicted model, not a curated record. Gene Ontology annotation, molecular function: protein serine/threonine phosphatase activity; cation binding. Gene Ontology annotation, biological process: protein dephosphorylation. Lineage: Eukaryota; Viridiplantae; Streptophyta; Magnoliopsida; Brassicales; Caricaceae.